Aspergillus ochraceoroseus IBT 24754 is the source of this 1227-nucleotide messenger RNA. RefSeq lists its product as uncharacterized. The record is from RefSeq and is a predicted model, not a curated record. Lineage: Eukaryota; Fungi; Ascomycota; Eurotiomycetes; Eurotiales; Aspergillaceae. The coding region runs from base 1 to 1227 and encodes 408 amino acids. Gene Ontology annotation, molecular function: protein kinase activity; ATP binding. The transcript has 5 exons. Gene Ontology annotation, biological process: spliceosomal complex assembly; regulation of mRNA processing; protein phosphorylation.
AUGGCUACGCUCAUGAGGUGGGCCACAAAGGUGCUUCGACGGGCCCCCUCCCCUCCCAUGUAUUUUCCCAACAGCGGCUUCGAAAUCGUCCAUCCCUCAGAGGUGCUUGACGAGGAACGGUUUGAGCAGUUCAAACAAGGAAAAUAUUAUCCUGCUAAUAUUGGCGAUGUGAUUAGUUCCAAAUACCAGAUUAUUGGUAAACUUGGUUUUGGGACUACUUCAACUGUAUGGCUCGCUCGUGAUCUUGGAGGCCAUCAAUAUGUGACGCUUAAAAUAUACACGCGUGACGAUGGUAAUCAGGAAGAGUUUCAGAUUUAUAAACAACUAAAUAUGGGGAGUUCAUGGCACCCUGGCCAUGCUCAUAUAAGGAAAGCACUGGAUCUCUUCACAAUUCCCCGUUCUGGUGGUGACCAUCCUUGUCUUGUUCAAAAACCAAUGUGGGAAAGCUUCAGGGAUCUACUAUACCGUAAUCCUAGCCAUCGAUUUACUGAAGACCUACUCAAAGCAGGUCUUAUACAGAUCUUCCUUGCACUUGACUAUCUACACACUGAAUGCAAGCUUGUCCACACUGAUAUCAAAAGCGAUAAUAUUCUCCAAGAAAUAGAGGAUAAGUCAAUCCUUGAGAGUUUUACCCAAGCUGAACUGAAACACCCUUCACCCCGCAAAAUAAUUAAUGGUGUGCCGGUCUAUGCUUCACGGCGUUUUGACUUGCCAAAGGUAUUUGGCAGAGCAGUAUUAAGUGAUUUUGGGUCUGCUGUACAAGGAGAUAAGAGGAGAAAUCAUGAUGCACAGCCAAAUAUUUAUAGAUCUCCAGAAGUGAUGCUGAAGACUGACUGGAGUUACCCGGUUGAUAUAUGGAAUGUCGGUGUUAUGGUGUGGGAUUUGUUUGAGGGGAAACACCUUUUCUAUGGAAAUGACCCUGACAGCAAGGGGUACUCGACCCGGGCGCAUCUUGCAGAAGUCAUGGGAGUUCUAGGGCCACCACCUCUGGAUAUGCUCCAGCGUGGCAAAAGAAGCCAUGAAUUCUUUACUAAUGAUGGGAAAUGGAAGCAAGACCUGGACAUUCCGACAGGAGUUAGUUUAGAAUUGUCGGAAGAGUUCCUUGAGGGAAGAAAUAAGGAAAUGUUUUUAGCUUUUAUGAGAGGGAUGCUUCAGUGGCGGCCUGAAGAUAGGAAGACAGCGAAGGAUCUACUGCAGGAUCCGUGGCUGAAUGAUCAGAUAGAGUAG